GUGGCCUCGGGCCGGAAGUGAUGCAGCUACUUCCGGCGCGGGCGGCCGCGGCGGGUCUGCAGCUAUGGCUCGGUCCUGGAAGCUGAUAGGUGCGACCCUUCGGUGUCAGAGGUUUCAUGCUGCUGGGAGUCACUGCAAGGGUCGGACCGGGGCUGAGCACCUGUGGCUGACGCGCCAUUUUAAGGACCCAUUCGUGAAGGCUGCGAAGGUGGAGAGUUACCGGUGCCGAAGUGCCUUCAAGCUCCUGGAGGUGGACGACAGGCACAAGAUCCUGCGGCCUGGCCUCCGGGUGUUAGACUGUGGGGCGGCCCCCGGGGCCUGGAGCCAGGUGGCCGUGCAGAGGGUCAACGCUGCGGGCACAGAUCCCAGUGCUCCCGUUGGCUUUGUGCUUGGGGUUGAUCUUCUUCACGUGUUCCCCCUGGAAGGAGCAACUUUCCUGUGCCCCGCUGAUGUGACUGACCCAAGAACCCUCCAGAGAAUCCGAGAACUGCUUCCUGGAGGGAGAGCAGAUGUGAUUCUGAGUGACAUGGCACCCAAUGCCACAGGGAUCCGCAGCCUGGAUCACGACAGGCUCAUUGGCUUGUGCUCGUCCCUUCUGGACCUCACUCCAGAUGUCCUGGAGCCUGGCGGAACAUUCCUUUGCAAAACGUGGGCUGGAAGUCAGAGCCUGGCGUUACGGAAGCGACUGACAGGGCAGUUCCAGAACACCAGAACAGUGAAACCCAGAGCCAGCAGGAAGGAGUCGGCAGAGGUGUACCUCUUGGCCACACAGUACCAAAGAGGGAAGGAUUUUGCGGAGGACUGAGAGUUUCUUCUGUCAUUUCUGAGCCUUGUUCACUGCAAGUGUCAUCUGAGCUCUUGCCAGGAGUGUGGCAGGAGGGCGGGGAGUGGAUUCAGGGCUUGACUGGGGAUGCAGGAGGCACGAUAAGUGGACCUUUGUUUGAAGCCAAAAAGGUACAACAAAACAAUAUUCGCUGGCCGGGAUGUACCAUCAGAAACCGUCUCUAGGAUGUGAUUCGUGAGGCGGAGAGGAAAGGAUGAAAGGACAGUGGCAAGGUGCUGGCAGCACACUUGGGCCUUGGUGUGACCUUCAUGUAACUGUCACAUCACAGAGAAAGUCCACUCCUGCCCCUGGACCGACUGACUGCAACAGUCAGUCUUCUCCUUGUCAUUUUGCUUAUAUAGUGCUAAGUGUGCAGACCUCAACUUUCCACUCUGGUGGAUGAUACGUUAAUCCCAUCUUCAAGUAGCGGGAGUUCCCCUGCGGUUAGGGAAGGCAUUUGGUGUGAGUUACCCAUGGGGUGGAUGUGCUUUGUUUUGUUCCUGGAAUCCUGGAGGGGUCCCCAAGACUGGCAGUGGCCCGAGCAAGCAACCAUGUAGUGUGUGCAUCUAUUUCCUUCUACUCUCUUCCAGGAACUCAAUGAGGCUUUACAGAACAAUGUAGACUGUGCGAUUUUAAUGGAUUUCCAUGCUUUUAAGUUUGUUUUUAUAAAAGUUGGUUUCUCCAAAGCCA
Mustela erminea (ermine) is the source of this 1513-nucleotide messenger RNA. RefSeq names its product mitochondrial rRNA methyltransferase 2 (gene MRM2). The record is from RefSeq and is a predicted model, not a curated record. Gene Ontology annotation, biological process: RNA methylation. Gene Ontology annotation, molecular function: rRNA (uridine-2'-O-ribose)-methyltransferase activity. Gene Ontology annotation, cellular component: mitochondrion. The coding region runs from base 65 to 805 and encodes 246 amino acids. NCBI's taxonomy places the organism in Eukaryota, Metazoa, Chordata, Mammalia, Carnivora, Mustelidae. The transcript is spliced from 3 exons.